This is a messenger RNA of Fusarium venenatum, 219 nucleotides long. RefSeq names its product DASH complex subunit Dad4. The record is from RefSeq and is a predicted model, not a curated record. NCBI's taxonomy places the organism in Eukaryota, Fungi, Ascomycota, Sordariomycetes, Hypocreales, Nectriaceae. Gene Ontology annotation, biological process: attachment of spindle microtubules to kinetochore. Gene Ontology annotation, cellular component: mitotic spindle; DASH complex.
AUGGAGAGUCCUCACGAGCACCAGCAGAACCUACUGCUUUCACGUAUCAUUACCAACGUUGAGAAGCUUAAUGAGGCUGUUAUUGUGAUGAACAAGAGUCUUCAGGAUAUCAACAUCCAGAAUAUGAAUGUCGAGUUGGUAGCUCAAAUGUUCAAGAACUACCAAUCGAACGUUUUGUUCCACCUAGAAGCCACGGACAACUUGAAGCCCCCGAAUUAA